AUGAAUCACUCUUCAGGCGGAAUGCCGUACAUCAAGGCCGAGCCCGAAGAUUUCGGGAACAGCCAGUUCAUGUCUUCUUCCAACUUCAACCCCUCUCAGAAUUUCAACAACCAAUUCAACGUUCAGGACAAUGGAAGCAUAAACCCUUCUGAACUUUCCAACUUUGGUGGGAUGCAAUACAAUUUUGGCGGCAAUAUGUCAUCGAGUUUCAACAUGGGCAACUCGGGCUACGAUGACAGCGAAUUGCUGGAAAGCCUAGACUUCUCUCAGAACGGUCAAGGCAUGCUGGAUGAUUUCACAACCCUCAACCAGUCGAGCAACAAUAACAGAGGUUCGGGUGCGAUACCCAUGAGCCAACAAAACCAGAUGUCCAACGUGUAUUCGAGUACGCCGGAUGGACCGCCCAUCCAGAGCCCUUUCCUAGGAACCUUCGAUUACAAUCAAUUCCGCCCCAUGGGCUCACUGCCACAGCACAUGUCACCUCUACAGGGCGGCCAAUUCGGCAAGCGUCCAAGCAUGCAAUCAGCGAACCGCAAGUCCUCUUCGGACCAGAGAUCGCCGUUGACUCCACGAGCGACCGCCAUGGCAGGACUUCAUAUUGGCACCCCGGAAUCUAGUAACCUUGCCAAUGGGCGACCAAUAAGAGCGCCAAAUCUACAAAACCGGCACGCCAAGACUCUUUCUGGACAGUAUGAUAGCACCCCCGGAAGUCUCCAUUCGUUCUUGGACUCCCCUCUGUCAUCGCCUGGCGCCGGAAUGCACCACGCUGGCAUCUCAGAAACCAUUGGCUCUGGGCAGCAUGCGUCUUUACCUGCCAAGGUCGAAAAUGGUAUGACAAAUGCAGAAACCAUUGAAGCGAAGAAGCGCCGGAGACGAGCUUCGCAUAAUGCUGUGGAACGAAGGCGUCGGGACAACAUCAACGAGCGCAUACAGGAUCUGUCGCAUCUGGUCCCACAGCACCGACUUGAUGAUGACAGGGUCAAGAAACAAUUGCAGACUAAUGGUCCGCUAUCACCCACGAUGGGUGCUACCAGCAUGAGCCCUCCCAACGCGAACAACGCGGCGACCUCAUUGCUUGCAGGUGCCGCGGGUCGGCGCGCUGCCAGUACUGCGGGUAAUAUCACCAUUGGGUUGCCCAUUGAAGAAAAGGAAAAGGGCCCCAACAAAGGCGACAUUCUCAACGGCUCAGUCAGCUGGACGCGGGACCUGAUGUGGGCUCUGCAUCUGAAAUAUCAACAGGAAGAUGAGUUGGCAUCGUACAUUACCCAGUUAGGUGGUCAAUGGCCGUUUCAGAUCACGGACGACGAGAAACGGAUGCGCUCCGAGGUCAUGGACGCCAUGGAGAAGAACGACUCAAGUACGUUUUCGUACUCUCGAACAGAUGGAAGCGGUCUCCGUGUGCCUCGCCACACCAAUCUUGCUGGCGAUAAGGUCCAAGGCAAUUCCAGUCUGAGCCCCCAAAGUAACUUCGAGCUCAGCCCAGGCUUUCACAGUGGUGGUAGUGGCACGGGAAGUGGCAGCAACCCUGGACAGCCACAGUACUGGCAUAGUGCUGGCCACGGAGGGAUCAGCUUCAAGGAAGAAGACGAAUUCAUGGAGAUGAACUGA
This is a messenger RNA of Exophiala spinifera, 1608 nucleotides long. RefSeq lists its product as uncharacterized. Gene Ontology annotation, biological process: regulation of transcription by RNA polymerase II. The record is from RefSeq and is a predicted model, not a curated record. Gene Ontology annotation, molecular function: protein dimerization activity; DNA-binding transcription factor activity, RNA polymerase II-specific; RNA polymerase II cis-regulatory region sequence-specific DNA binding. Bases 1 to 1608 code for a protein of 535 amino acids. The transcript has a single exon. Lineage: Eukaryota; Fungi; Ascomycota; Eurotiomycetes; Chaetothyriales; Herpotrichiellaceae.